AACAUUUUAUAAUUAUCUCAACAAUCCAAAAAUAUAUAUAUUAUUAGUGAUGGUGUCUUUUCAUAAAAUAAGUCAAAUUCCAAAACAAAGAAAUGUAAUGGAAGAUUUAUGUAAGAAGAGAAAAUGGGAAGAUGAUCAAUUGUCUUGUGAUGAAAUAAAGCCACAAAUUCAAGCAAAAAAAAUUACAACUUUGUUUGGUACACAAUUGAAUCCUGAGACUCCUCUUCCUUUGGAGUGGCAAAGAUGUCUUGAUAUUAAGUCUGGACAGAUUUACUUCUACAACACAAGAACACAAAAGAGAACAUCAAGAGAUCCAAGACUAAGUGAGCCUGAACCACUACCAACACAUCAAGUGCAUAUGAGUUUAGAUCUUGAACUCAACUUAUUACCAUCAUAUCAAUCACCAGAAAAAAUCAACCAAAUUGAUGACAAUUUUGUUAGCAACACCUCAAAUCACUUCAUAAAAAAAGACAAUUAUGAGUCUAAAGGUUUAAUCAAUCGUUCACCUUCAUGGCUAACAUUUGAUGUUGAUCAACAAGAAAUGGUCACUGCAGUUUGCAAAAAAUGUCACAUGUUAGUAAUGAUGUCAAAAUCUUCACCAACAUGUCCAAAUUGCAAAUUUGUACAUCCAUUAGAUGAAAACUACUCCUACCCUUUUUAAGAAAAGGCUAAGCUCCUUUUGAUUAAUUAAUAAAAGUAUAGCCAAGUGGCAAAUAAUAUAGCUAAGCCUCCUAGUACCUUUUAGAAAAACAUUAUAUAUAUUUUAUGUAAUAUUUUCUGAAUCGAAGGUGAACUAUAAUUUCGUAUGGUAAAGAGGAAAUUAUUGUUGUAAAGGAAGGCGACAUUUAUUACUGUUUUCGAUAUGUACAUAGUUAUUUUACCCGGAAAAAAUAGACCAUUGCUAACUUUAUGAGUUUAUUGCUAUGGUAUCAUGAAUGAUUCGUAAAAUAAAAUAAAAA
Messenger RNA from Solanum tuberosum (potato), 959 nucleotides. RefSeq lists its product as uncharacterized. The record is from RefSeq and is a predicted model, not a curated record. The transcript has 2 exons. Gene Ontology annotation, molecular function: protein binding. The coding region runs from base 50 to 661 and encodes 203 amino acids. NCBI's taxonomy places the organism in Eukaryota, Viridiplantae, Streptophyta, Magnoliopsida, Solanales, Solanaceae.